This is a messenger RNA of Salvelinus namaycush (lake trout), 465 nucleotides long. RefSeq names its product ATP synthase subunit C lysine N-methyltransferase-like. Gene Ontology annotation, cellular component: mitochondrion. The transcript has 4 exons. The record is from RefSeq and is a predicted model, not a curated record. Lineage: Eukaryota; Metazoa; Chordata; Actinopteri; Salmoniformes; Salmonidae. Gene Ontology annotation, biological process: peptidyl-lysine trimethylation; positive regulation of proton-transporting ATP synthase activity, rotational mechanism; regulation of mitochondrial ATP synthesis coupled proton transport. Gene Ontology annotation, molecular function: protein-lysine N-methyltransferase activity. Bases 1 to 465 code for a protein of 154 amino acids.
AUGGAGGACUCCAUCAAGGUCAUGCUCCAGGAGCACAACACAAGACUCCUCUACAGCUACCAGAACAACAGCUCUGUUACCUUGUGGAUGUCGGCCAUCUUGACUGGGGCUGUGGUUGGGUUCCAAUGCACUGGGUUUGAGAUCAACUCAAUGCUGCAGACCUACCCACGAGAUAGAGCCUGGUGGAGGGGAAAAACAUAUACUAAGGCCAAUUUUGUCAGCAAGGAUUUCUGGAAGACGGAUCUAUCACGAUACAACAACGUGACUGUAUUUAUGGCCCCCGCAGUGAUGGAAGUUCUAGAGAAGAAGCUGCUGAAGGAGCUUUCUGAGGAUGCCAGGGUGGUGGUGUGUCGCUUCCACUUCCCUCAUUGGCCACACAACUGCUCCAAGGGGGCGGGGUUAAACCAGGUGUGGGCCUAUGAUGUCAGCACUGUCCGCAAGCCCUAUCCUUCAGUGUCUCAAUAG